Messenger RNA from Calypte anna (Anna's hummingbird), 1525 nucleotides. RefSeq lists its product as uncharacterized. Bases 337 to 1251 code for a protein of 304 amino acids. NCBI's taxonomy places the organism in Eukaryota, Metazoa, Chordata, Aves, Apodiformes, Trochilidae. The record is from RefSeq and is a predicted model, not a curated record. The transcript is spliced from 4 exons.
GGCUCGGCUCGGUUCGUCGCCCCGCGCAAUGGUCCGGAGCUGCCCCGGCGCCGGGCUCGUCCUUGCGGCGGCCGCCGCGCUCUGCCUCGGCGGGGCGGGAGGAAAGUCCCUUCCUGUGGUGGCAGCACAGAACGGUCUCCUCAGGACACUGACCCAGAUGUGCCCUCCUCCACAUCUGCAGUGACCACCGAGACGGGGAGUGAUGAAGUGUUUAUUAUUUCUGCUGGACCUGGGGCCAGCGGGCUGAGCUUUACCACCUACAGAAUACAGGACAAAAACCUAAAAAGAAGUGUCACAAGCCCAGCUUCUGUGUCUGACUGGCUGACUUCUAAUCACAUGGCUGCAGGAGCAGACACUGUUGAGAAGGGGAAUGUCCAGCUGGAAAACCACUAUCCCAGACAGCGCACGUGGAGUGCCCGCACUUUCCAUGACUUCCUGGCUCCAAUACCACAGCUACAGAAAAAAUGGUGUAGCUGGACCACCAACAGUCCCUUCACAAAGCUGGUUGACAACAGCGGUUUCCCUACAGCUACAAGAUCCCAAGGUGUCCCAACUAGAAAGGUCAUCUCAGCCACUGAGAUAGAGGGAGCAUCAGAGCCAGUUUACUCUGACUCAUCUGCCAGUAAUGCCUCCUACCCCCUCACCCUCUCUGCACAAAGACAGCGGAAGCUAAGCUCCUGUAAUUUGAAGAAAUCCAGGUUUGGGAACCCUUACUUUGGAUUUUUGGCCAGUUCCCCUGACAGCAAACACAUGAAGUCCUUGGAUCCCUCAAGACAUCUAGGGGUCACAUCUCCAGUUAACAGCCAAAGCCCCAAAAAUCCUCUAGAGAACUCCAACCCACUGAAAAUCAACUUGGUCAAUGGUUCAAAAACAAAGGAGCUUAUGGUAGAAGCAGAUAAAAACAAACCAGUUUUUGUUAUUUCUGAGGAAGAUGAUCAGCAGCCUUUGGUCCUAGCAGAGCAUCUUAAUCAAUGUGGAGAUCAUCUGUCAGAGCAAAACACUGUGUAUGCUCCAGCUGUGGCAGAUAAACAGCCGGUGGUGGUGACUGUUGAGGGGAACAGUUCUACCAACUUCACAGCAAACCUGUCCCUUUGGGCAAAAUCCCCUGGUUUAUUCAAAGGUCAUGUGAAGGCCCCCAGCUCUUCCAGGGACCAGGAGAGCUCAUCAGUUGUAGAUGCUAAUGCUACUGAGACCUCACAGACCUGUGAUACCCUAACCACAUCUACAUUAUGCCAAGCUUCAGUCCAGUGAUGUCCUCAGAAAGCCUGAAACAUCAGUUCACAAAAAGAGAGGCAACAGUGAUGGGAGUGGGAGCUGUGCCAAGUAGCUGAGUGUGGGAUUCAUGGAGGGAUGCAACUUCAAGUGUGGUUUUUGCUUCCCACCUGUUGGGAUUUGGAUUAUGACUACACAUAGCACAGCACAAAUGCCAUCUUCCCUGAUGCUCACCAACCUCAUCUGUAUUUUCCUGCAUGUGAUUUUGGUGUGGUCUAUAGAAGAAGGAGUCCUCUGAAAAGGUACUUCAGAC